Messenger RNA from Aureobasidium namibiae CBS 147.97, 897 nucleotides. Its product is annotated as alpha/beta-hydrolase. The transcript is spliced from 5 exons. The record is from RefSeq and is a predicted model, not a curated record. Gene Ontology annotation, cellular component: mitochondrion. NCBI's taxonomy places the organism in Eukaryota, Fungi, Ascomycota, Dothideomycetes, Dothideales, Saccotheciaceae. Bases 1 to 897 code for a protein of 298 amino acids.
AUGCUGGCAACAAGAACAUUCGCCCAGUCGCGGCAAGCAUCUCGACCGCUCCGUAUACGCGCUUUUUCAUCAAGCCCGAUCAAUGCUAAGUUGAAGCUUGCCUACGACUUCUACGAAGCCGAGAAGCCUGCCACCAAGAAGGACCCCAUUGUCUUCAUCCAUGGUCUCUUUGGUUCCAAGAAGAACAACCGGAGCAUGAGCAAAGUCUUUGCUCGUGAUCUGAACCGUCCCGUCUACGCUAUCGACUUGCGCAACCAUGGCGAAUCGCCUCACGAUCCGAGACACGAUUACACUGCCCUCGCCGAGGAUGUCGAGGGCUUCCUGCAAGAGCACAAGAUUGAGCGUCCUGCUCUGAUCGGCCAUUCCAUGGGCGCCAAAACAGUCAUGGCAGUAGCUUUGCGCGGCAAAGUGCCCAUCUCCAGUCUGAUUCCCGUCGACAAUGCACCCGUCGAUGCAGCCCUGAAGAGCGACUUUGGAAAGUACAUCCAGGGCAUGCGCAAGAUUGUCGACGCAAACGUACAAAAGCAGUCCGAGGCCGACGCUAUCCUGGCCGAGUUCGAGUCCAAUGUCGGCGUACGUCAAUUCCUGCUCACCAACCUCGCCCGCGGCAAGGACGGCAUCCAAAGGUUCCGCAUCCCUGUCAAGUACCUUGCGAACGCUCUCGACAACAUGGCCGACUUUCCCUUCACCGAUCCAGACCAAGCGCGGUGGGAGGGUCCGACUUUGUUCGUCAGAGGCACAAAGAGCCAUUAUGUGGCAGACGAGACACUGCCCAUCAUUGGAAGGUUCUUCCCGAGAUUCCAGGUUGCAGAUGUCGAUAGUGGGCAUUGGGUCAUCAGCGAGAAGCCUCAAGAGUUCAGAAACGCCGUCGUCGAGUUUUUGCAGGACAAAGAGUAG